GAAUAGCAACAGGAAGAGUAAACGGAACGUAAAAGGUAAAAAACGAUGGAUCGUGCCAAGAAACGUUUAGCAUCAGCAUUAGAUGGUUUUAGGAACCAGCACAAAUCGGAAAUGGAAUUGGAAGAGAAGAUAACUGCGGAAGAUGUUUGCUUGACAGGAAUCGUAAGACAUGGAUUUCCAGACGACCCGCGAUGUAUGGCUUAUGAUACCGUGCAACGAUUGCUAGCAAUAGGCACGGGACAUGGAGUAAUCAGAGUCAUCGGAGAUGUUGGAGUGGAUUAUUGCUUAAAGCAUGAAUCAGACGCUGCUGUACUUCAUAUACAAUUCUUGAUGAAUGAAGGAGCAUUAGUUACUGCAUGCCGUGAUGAUCUGAUACAUUUAUGGAACCUUCGGCAAAAGGUACCAGGGGUGUUACAUAGCAUGCAGUUAACGAAAGAGCAAGUUACUUGUAUCAGUCACUCUUUCCAAAGUAAAUGGUUGUAUUUGGGGACCGAACGUGGCAAUGUAUAUAUUAUUAAUAUAGCGACAUUUACGUUAUCUAAUUAUGUUAUCAACUGGAACAAGGCCAUUGAUUUGGGUGUUCGAACUCAUCCUGGUAGUGUAAAAGCUAUUUCUACCUGCCCCACCGAUCUUUCUAAAUUACUGCUUCUAUACGAAAAAGGGAGUAUUGUAUUGUGGAAUCUUCAAACAAGAGAAGCAGACAGGUUUAUAUCUGAUUAUCCAGCUCGUUGCUUUGCAUGGCAUCAUGAUGGUCGGCAAUUUAUGUGUGGUACUGCAGAUGGAUCUUUGUUGGUUUGGAAUAUCCGAAAGCCAGGAGAAUAUGCACAAAAAUUGCAACCUCAUGGUCAAAAGUGUAAUCCUAUUAAUCAGGUUGAUUGGAAACAUUCAGCAGAUGGAGAACAGUUAAUUAUUUUUAGUGGCGGCAUGUCGCAGGAAGAUAAUGUACUACCCUCUUUGACCAUAAUGAGAGCAUCAAAAUCGAUUGCAGUUCUGGAAUUUGAUCAUCCUUUAAUAACCUUCGCAGCUCUCAAUGCUUCACCUUACAGCAGUGUAUCACAGCAACCUUUUGGUGUUGUAGUAUUGAUGAAACAUGAUUUACGUGUUAUCGAUCUUACCAUUCCAGGCUAUCCAUGCCAUGAAAAUGUCAGUCCUAUGGAUAUUCAUGAAUCACGGGUGCGAUGCAUAUGUUAUUUUUCAAACUGUCCUCUUGAUUUACUUGGUGCACUGGCAAUUGUUGGUUCGAAACAACGGCGUCAAGGAUUCAGUGAUAAGCCAUGGCCGAUUGCGGGUGGUAGUGGACGGGAUUGUGCAAUGGGUCAUCAAGAAUUAUUACUUACAGGCCAUGAAGAUGGGUCUAUAAAAUUUUGGCAGGCAUCGGGUGAACAUCUACAAAUUUUGUACAAAUUAAAAAGUGGGCGACAUUUCGAACGAAAUGAAGGAUUAGAAUCUCAUGAACCAUCGCAUGCCGUUGCGAUGAUUGAAUUAUGUUUGGAUUCACGACUGCUGCUAGUUGCUGGCGAAAGUGGACAGUUAACGCUGUUUCGUUUUGUAAAAACCGAAAACGCUCAUGAAAUUACUGUAAUUAAUAUUCCGGCUGCAUUUUCUUUCUUACCGGGUAGUGUGGAAUUGACUAAAACAUCUCCAAAGCGAGAAUUGAAGAGGCAGGGAACGGCAAUCUCAGUGGAAUCAAAUAGUACGGAUACCAGUGAGGGUAGCACACAUGAUGGUUACUUUCCAUUAAAAGUGCGAGGCGGAGUGCUCAGAAGACUUGCAGGAUAUCAGCCAGACUUAGUAUGCAUGGUUCCAUGGAGAAAUGUGUCACAGCCGGAGGCAAUUACAGCGAUGGCUCUUAAUUCAGCAUACGGCAUUAUUGCUCUCGGUACAUCAGGAAGUUUAACUCUGAUUGAUUUGGUACAGUAUGUCAUAAUCUGUUCAUGGUCAAUCGCUGAUCUAUACACUCAGCAGCAUUCAACACCGAUACUGCUUAGUCAAAACAGCAACUCGAGUCAACAUGAUUAUGGUAUGGAUACGAGGCGUAAUAUGGAUUCACCACCAGGUCUCGUCAGUAGCAAAUCGAUAUUACGCGGUAGUACGGAAAAUUCACGUCUACGUUCGGAUAAGCGACCGCAGUUGUUAAAGUCGCAGUCUAUUAUUGAUUCAGGCUGUGAAAUUAAUGAUACAUCAGCAGCAAAGAGAAGUUCAGUAGAUGAAAGUCCAUCAAGCACCAACAGGAUGUCCUUUUCGGAGAGUGUGACAUCGUUAACAUUUAUCCAGUCAUUUGUCCAAAAAAAAGAUCCUCGAGCACAUUUGUGUCUUUGGGUUGGUACUUCUGCGAGCACAUGUAUCAUCUAUCAUUUACUGCUUCCGGCGGAUCGUUUAAACUCAACAGUUUCCGUAACUCCUAGCGGUUCAGUAGUACAGACACGAGGGCGUAUGCUAUGCACGACGUUGAUGGAUCGAAACUUUUGUUUGUUAGAGGGUGCAGCAGAAAGUUACCAUGAAAAGGUGAUUGUCGCGAAAUCCAAAGGAAUUGAUCGGAGUCAUUCAGAAGAAGGUAAUUAUCCAAAUAAAGUUCUUACAAAACUAAGUCUUUCACCAACUUGUUCAAACGCUACAGAAUACUCUCGAGAGGAUGACUUUCUGCAGUUUGCUGUUUUGGUUUCUGAGGAUGAAGUACACACCGUUGCAUUACCAAAUUUCAGUUCUUUGUUUUUAUACCGUCCGGAAUUCCCAUUCGUUAAGGCACGAGCAACACACGUUCAUGGCUAUCCCGUGCUGAUGUUAUUAAAUGGUGCGGGACAAAUUGUUAUACUAAGCCUUCCGAGUUUAAGGCCUCUUCUUUGCUCAAGUCUCUUCCGACAUUCCGUUGAUUAUGAUGACCCUAUGUGCUUCAAGACAUCCUUUGCGGAACAUGGACUGGGUAUGUAUACGAUAACACCAUCGGAGAUCCAGAAAUUCACGGUUUGCUCCGAAUUGGCAAAUCAAGUUGAGGAAUCAGCUGGCGAGUUAUUUGUGCCUGUUGAUAUGCCUGAACCGCCGAAAAGCUCAUUCCUGAGAGGGAUGUCAACCUUAUUUGCCAGUCAAAAAGAUAGCUUCGAUUUGGAUACUAUAUUUCUUGACAAAAAUUCCAAUUCGGUGCCAGGCAGCAGUAUGCGUUCUAUUGCAAAAACGAUACCUGGUCCGUCAAGUAUGGAGCAAACUGUAGCAGGAGGAGUAUCAGCAGGUCAAGCUGCAAAUAUGGCUUUACAGGCCUUGCAUGAACGUGCAGAAAAGCUGAAUGUAACCGUAGAUGCAACAGAACGACUUAAAGAAAAUGCCAUGACCCUUUCGCAACGAACGGGAAAGCUGGUGGAAAAGUACGAGAAGAAAAAGUGGUACAAUUUCUAGAUGCUUAGGGCUAGAGCUGCUCGAAAUUCAGUGUUGGUCUUUGUUCGAAACUAGUCAUUUUAUGUUAUUUCAUCCGACAUAAUUUCUUUGUUGUGAAAUAUUUCUUUUCAUGCAUUUCUGUAUUAAUUUGACACCUUUCCGUUUUCAGUCGCAGGGCCCUUUUUUGC
Molecule: messenger RNA, 3554 nt
Organism: Loa loa (African eye worm)
Lineage: Eukaryota; Metazoa; Nematoda; Chromadorea; Rhabditida; Onchocercidae
Exons: 25
Coding region: 46-3387 (1113 amino acids)
Biological process (GO): regulation of exocytosis; regulation of protein secretion
Cellular component (GO): SNARE complex; cytoplasm; plasma membrane
Molecular function (GO): syntaxin binding; GTPase activator activity; myosin II binding
Source: RefSeq, a predicted model, not a curated record